AUGUCAUCCGAGAAGCUUCAAGUAGCGGUGGCCGGUCUUGGGCGAAUGGGAUUGCGCCACGCACGCCAUUUCGCUACACUCACUCCUCGCGCAGAACUGAUUGCAGUCAGCUCUCCUGUGCAAGCCGAAUUAGAUGCCGCCAAAAGCGAGUUUGCGCACGUUCGAACAUACAUAGAUUUCGAUGAAAUGCUCAAGCAGGAAUCGACACUGCAAGCCGUAGUGGUGGCCAGUGCAACCACAGUGCACGCCGAACAAGCAAUCAAAGCCAUUGAGAAGGGCUUACAUGUGCUCUGCGAGAAACCACUAAGCACAAGCCCAACCAUUUCGCAAUCGGUAGUUACGGCGUACAAACAAUCGCUCAAAAAGAAUCCGCGACAGAAAGUUAUUUGCGGCUUCUCGCGCCGCUUUGAUGCUUCAUAUCGUGAUGCUCAUCAAAGAGUGACAAACGGAGAUAUUGGCAGACCUUCGGUUUUUCGAUCGCAGACCUGCGAUAAGCUGGAUCCCUCCGGCUUCUUCGUUGCGUAUGCCGAAUUCAGCGGUGGUAUAUUUGUCGACUGUUCUAUCCAUGAUAUUGAUCUCGCCUUGUGGUUCUUUGGCGAAGAUAGCGUCGUCAAGAGCAUUUCUGCCGUGGGAAUCACAGCGGUCCAGCCUGAAUUGCGGAAGCACAACGACCGAGAUAAUGCCUUAGGAACGAUUGAAUUUUAUGGUGGAAAAAUUGCACAGUUCUACUGUUCGCGCAUGAUGGCCGCGGGUCAGGAAGACACCACAGAAAUUUUUGGAACUGAAGGCAAAGUUGCAAUCAACACCCAACCUCAGUUGAAUCUGGUUAAUCUCUACGAAUCCACUGGAAUAAGACGUGAAAUCCCCGCAGACUAUUACGGCCGGUUCCGAGAAGCCUUUAUCACGGAGGCGAAUGAGUUUACAGCCUGCUGCUUGGAUAACACGCAACCGCCAAUGAAGCUAGAAGGUGCAGUGAGUGCGGUAAAGAUUGGUUAUGCUCUUCAGGAGAGUUUGAUUACCGGAGAGAAGAUAGAAUUUGAUGAAAUUGGCCGUAGAAUUGAAGCUUCGAAGCUGUAA
This is a messenger RNA of Talaromyces atroroseus, 1077 nucleotides long. RefSeq lists its product as hypothetical. The transcript is spliced from 4 exons. Gene Ontology annotation, biological process: NADPH regeneration. Gene Ontology annotation, cellular component: cytoplasm. The record is from RefSeq and is a predicted model, not a curated record. Bases 1 to 1077 code for a protein of 358 amino acids. Lineage: Eukaryota; Fungi; Ascomycota; Eurotiomycetes; Eurotiales; Trichocomaceae. Gene Ontology annotation, molecular function: oxidoreductase activity; nucleotide binding.